Papaver somniferum (opium poppy) is the source of this 1989-nucleotide messenger RNA. Its product is annotated as trichohyalin-like. The coding region runs from base 1 to 1989 and encodes 662 amino acids. The transcript is spliced from 4 exons. The record is from RefSeq and is a predicted model, not a curated record. NCBI's taxonomy places the organism in Eukaryota, Viridiplantae, Streptophyta, Magnoliopsida, Ranunculales, Papaveraceae.
AUGGCCAGAACACCAGAUCGAGCGAGGAACUUGAUAGCGACAAGAAGAAGCAAACGUUUGGAAGCGAAGAGAGGAGGAAGAAUGGAAAGGGGAGAAACAUCGGUUGGAGGGGAAAGACAAGGCGUGAACCGACGAAAGAAUAAUCAGAACGGUGAAGAUGACUUUAGGGAAGACUUGAUACACACUUCUGACAUGGACACCACUGCAGAGGAAGAAAUGACCCAUGAAGAGUUGGAAGAAAAUAUUGAUGAAGAACACGUGACGUUGGAGAAGCUAAAGGAGACACUUCUCCUUGAACGAGAACGAGACAAGGAUCUAGCGGAGCAGCAUGCUCAACUGAUGAGGCAAAACGCUAUGUUGGCACUACAAAAUCGGCAACUUAACGAGGAAGCAGCGGCUGACGCCAUGAACUCGGAAGGAAACACGAUAUCUUCAGGAGAAGAAGAGACACGACAAAGGAAGUACGCCUGCGAGGACGACGGGGGAGAGCGACGAAGGAGACAACGGAGAGAAAGUAGUGAAAAAAAAGAUCUGAGAUGGGUGUUGGAGGAAACGAGAUGGGAAGAUCAAAGACGAAGGUAUGCGGAAGAAAGAAGGAACGAAAUCGAGAGGAGGCGAGAAGAGGAAAGGAUAUUACCAAGAACAUUACAUGUUGUGGAGGAUGAUCCAAAAUAUGAGAAAGGGGAACCUUCAACCGCAGUUCCGUCCAAACUUGUAGCCGUGUCAAGCGGAGACCAGGAGUGGAUCGAUCAACAGAGGUACAAGGAGUCAAUACGAAGGAAUUAUGAGCCCCGAAGCCAUAGCACAGGAUACCGACAGAGAAGCAAUCAAGGACCUAGUUUUGGAGAGAAAAGACCAAAUGCACCGGACUUUGAAGAUGUAAAGCUUCCUAGACUCAAUACAACUGUGAAGAAGAUUUGGGAAGCGAUAGCGCUGACAGAAGAGAUUCCACCCCCACCAAAUCUGGGAAGAGAACCACCUUCGACCAAGAGCAUUCAAAAUUUCCAUGAUAAUAUACUCAAAAGAGUGCAUAAGAGGGACUUCAGAGGGAAUAAGAUAUUCAAUGUGGCGAAGAAGGAGCCAUUAGAAGAGUGGAAAAAUAGGGAUAUAACAUUCUCAACAAAGAACGCACCAGAGGGAGGAGCUUUACACACAGAGCCAUUGUGGAUAAAAGGGGUUGCAUCUACAUAUCAUCAGACCAUACGGUUUCCCAUGCCAAGCGCAAUAGGCGAGAUCAAGGGAUAUCUAAAGAAUGAGCGAGAUUUUAUCGAAAAGGAUGUACACAAAUAUGAUGAGAAACUGAGAAGGAAGAUAGAACAAAAAAGGAAGGUAUGUGAAGAAAAAAUAGCGGAGCAACUGAUGGUGUUCACCAUUGGGAUAAGCGAGGAGCAGAUUACAAUGCAGAAAAGCAUGGAGGAGGCAGAUAAGAUGACUAUGGAAAAAACUACGGAGAAGGAAAGCCAAGUGGAGAUGAAGCAAAGUGGAAAAACAAAGAAGGGAAAAAUAGCUGAAGGAAGAGAAGUAGUGAGAAGCGAGAAAGAAACACCCAUCGCCAAGGAAAAACGAACCCCGCAAGGCAGAUCAAAGGCAAACAACUCCAAGCGCAAGAAGGUAUCAAUACAAGAGAUUUGGAAAGGUGUUGAAUUGUCUGGUCAUUUUGGUAAGAAAAAUGAGGCAUGCGUUGAAGACAAGGAGAUGGAGAAAUUAAAGGAGGAGCUCUACCAAGAAAGACGAAGGAAGGAAGACUUGGUAAAAGAACGAAUAAGGCUAGAAAGGCAAAACGAGAAGCUCUUGAUUAAGAACAAUCACCUAAAAAGAAAACAAACAGAACAUAACACCCAAAGGGGAGAAAAUGCUUCGGGAAAGAAAUUGGAAACUGAAGGACGUCAGGAGUAUUGUCGAGAUAGAAAGUGGCGAGGGGAACAAAAUGAACGAGAAGAUUUGAAAAGAUCUAUAAAAAGCAGCAUGAGGGAGUUAAGGGAAAAGUAA